This is a messenger RNA of Ceratotherium simum simum (southern white rhinoceros), 3645 nucleotides long. RefSeq names its product secernin 1 (gene SCRN1). Gene Ontology annotation, biological process: proteolysis. NCBI's taxonomy places the organism in Eukaryota, Metazoa, Chordata, Mammalia, Perissodactyla, Rhinocerotidae. The record is from RefSeq and is a predicted model, not a curated record. Gene Ontology annotation, molecular function: cysteine-type exopeptidase activity; dipeptidase activity.
GGGGAAGCGCCGGACGGCCGCCUCCGCCACUGCAGCUGCAGCCCCCGAUGUCGCCGCAGUGAUCGCGACCGCAGCAGCACCCGCACCCGCACCCUCAGCGGCCGCAGCAUCAGCACCGCAGGGCCGAGCCCGGAGCCCACCACCCCGCAGGAUGGCUGUAGCUCCUCCAAGUUACUGUUUUGUGGCCUUCCCACCACGUGCUAAGGACAGUCUGGUGGUAUUUGGGAAAAAUUCAGCUCGACCCAGGGAUGAAGUACAAGAGGUUGUGUAUUUCUCGGCUGCCGAUCAUGACCCCGAGAGCAAGGUUGAGUGCACUUACAUUUCAAUCGAUCAAGUUCCCAGGACGCACGCCAUUGUGAUAAGCAGACCUGCCUGGCUUUGGGGGGCAGAAAUGGGAGCCAACGAACACGGAGUGUGCAUAGCCAACGAAGCCAUCAAUACCCGAGAACCAGCCGCUGAGACAGAAGCCUUACUGGGGAUGGAUCUGGUCAGGCUUGGUUUAGAAAGAGGGACAACAGCUAAAGAAGCCUUAGAUGUCAUCGUCGCCUUGUUGGAAGAACACGGACAAGGUGGGAAUUAUUAUGAAGAUGCAGACUCCUGCCACAGCUUCCAAAGUGCGUAUCUGAUUGUGGAUCGUGAGGAGGCCUGGGUGCUUGAGACCAUAGGGAAGUACUGGGCUGCCGAGAAGAUCACAGAGGGAGUCAAGUGCAUUUGCAAUCAGCUUUCACUCACCACUAAGAUUGACGCAGAGCACCCUGAACUGAGGAGUUACGCCCAGAGUCAAGGCUGGUGGACAGGAGAGGACGAGUUCAAUUUUUCCGAAGUUUUUUCUCUAGCUGAUGACCAUCUACACUGCUGUGCAGGCAAAGACAGCUUAGAAAAGCAAGAAGAAAGCGUCACUGUGCAGACUAUGAUUGACAUCUUACGGGACAAAGCCAGUGGAGUCUGUGUAGACUCCGAGUCUUUCCUCACCACAGCCAGUGUCGUGUCUGUCCUGCCUCAGAAUAGAAGCUCACCGUGCAUUCACUACUUCACCGGGACCCCAGAUCCUUCCAGGUCCAUAUUCAAGCCUUUCAUCUUUGUCGAUGAUGUAAAACUUGUCCCGAAAACACAGUCUCCCUGUUUUGGGGACGAUGACCCUGCCAAAAAGCAGCCUCGGUUCCAGGAGAAACCAGACCGCCGGCAUGAGCUGUACAAGGCCCACGAGUGGGCACGCACUGUCAUUGAAAGUGACCAGGAGCAAGGUCGGAGGCUGAGGAAGACCAUGCUGGAACUGGAGAAGCAAGGCCUGGAAGCCAUGGAAGAAAUCCUGACCAGCUCUGGCCCCCUGGACCCCACCGAAGUGGGGGAUCUUUUCUAUGACUGUGUUGACACGGAGAUUAAGUUCUUUAAGUGAAGUAAGCAUUCCCUUUCCCCUUCUUAUUUAAAGUUUCCCACCUUACUAAAUUACCAGCAAAACAAACCGCUCUCCUGUUUGAGUAAAAUGAGCAAGUUCAGAUGUGUUAAAGUCACACUGUUAGCUUGUGUUCCUCCUUGAAUCUCAAAAUGUCCCCUUCUUCUGCAGUGUAGGCCCCUUCUUUUGCAAUGUCCAUGUAUCCCAUUUGCCUGUCAUUAGAUUGUAUGACUAACUGUGGAUUUUAAGCUGCUAUUAUUGUAUUUCAGUGACAAUGGACACAUUAGCUUUCUCACGGGAGGACUAGAGUUCAUCGGGCCUUGAAAGACAGGCUCCACAGUGCUGAGUUUGCGGGAAAAGCAAAAUCUUUUGAAGUCUUGCUCUUUUUCUCAGUAAUGGCUUCUUUCAGGUUUUAACAAAAGGCAUUUCUUUGUCUGGCUCAGGGCUCUUGUGUGUGUACUUGAGGGAGAAGCUUCCCGGCCUCCUCUAACUGGAAGCGUGUGUAGUGCAGAAUGUCUCUGGAUGUGUCUUCUGAGAGACAAACCAAUGGGAAGGAAUAAAGGGGGUUCCUCUCCAGUCCCAGCUGCGUCCCCAUUCCCGUGAUCCUUAAAGACCCAUCUUCUGUGCACUGUGCUUGUGUCCAGUGGACCCACGUGCAGGAGAGUCAGUCAUCUGUGUUAGCUGGAACCUGCCCACUUUAGAGAUUCAGUGGCAGCCAUGCCGGUGACUUCCCUGAAUCACUGCGUGGAUCUCCCAAAAGGUAGGCAGCUCUCCCUGCACAGCAGCACACGCCCCACAUGGAUGUGGCCUUGUGUGGAAAUGAUUCCGGGCCUGAUGACCGCCAUCUAGUUUAGGAUUAAUUAAAUGGCCCUGUGGUAUAGUUCCACCCCACAAAGCUGCGAAUCUCUCAGCUAAUGAGGGAAAGAACAGGAGAGACUCUUGACUGUUUAGUUUCCAGUUAAAGUAGCUGGAAUCUGAGCAUCCACUACAUUAUCUCAGCAGAGGCUUUAAUUAAACUGAUUUGUUUUCAACGUCGUGUUUGCGUGAAGGAUUUGACUUAGCACCAGAGCAUAGAAAAGCAUGCAAGGAAGACCAGAUGGGCUCAGCAUUGGGAAGUCAGAGGGCAAGAAGGUGACAGAUGGUUGUAGAAGCGUUUCACUCCAAGGUAGCAAUCCAACCCCUACCCUUCCUGCCCAGCCUGUUAUAUCCCACAAAGCUGCGUAGCAAGCAACUGGCUUUCCCUGGUCCUUCCCUUUAUUCCUAAUGCUCUGCAUGUCCCAGGAGCUGCCUUCAGACUGGUAGCUGAAGUGGGCAGGCGGGGGCUGGGGGCUUACUUCCAGCCAUUGGGACUCUCAGCCACUCUUGAAAAGGAAAGGGGGCAGACAUGAUUAAUAGAAAUGUAUGUUAAUAUAGUAGCUAGUGGGAGAACAGCAGCUUAAUUACUCUAGCCUUACCCAUACCAUUUGGGCCUAAUCAUGCUUCAUCAAUAGGAAUUUGCAAAUGGAAACACUGUGAGUGUCAAUAGUCUUGGAAGUAAUUAGAAUUAGUGACUCCUUCGCAGUAGCCGCAUAUCAUAGGCCAUGAGAGCCGGAAGGGACUUGGGCCCCAUACACAGAUGUGGACACUGAGGGUCACAGGUUUUACUGGAACAAAUCUUUUUUCCUACCAGGUCCUCUUUGACAGUUGCGGGCAUAAGAGCACUGUGAGCUUUUUGCCCAGCAGUUUUGUAAAUUCUGUAUGUAAAAUCACUAACUACAAGUGGUGAGAGAUGGAAGAAUAUUUGAGCUGACAAAGUUAACAGCAACCAUUCAUGGUAGCUUUUAGUUGCUGAGAGUUUCAUCCAGGUUUGGCCUGGGUUUUUACUGUUGCUGAACUUAGGGUCUCCUCUUAGGCGGAGCAGCCAUUCUGAGAGCAUCUGUCUACAGCUGCCAAGGGGAGAAGGGUAGGGUCCCAGGAUGACAUAGGUACCUCAUCCCCUCCUGAGUCCACCUGCUGAGUGGUUAUUUAGAACAAGAUGGUACAGAAAGCCACUCUAAAAUUUCGCCACGUGGUCUCACCUCCACCUAUUAUGGAAACAUUUCAUCAGACCUGACAUGUCUGAGAAUCCCAAGGUGAUUUGGGGUUUGAAGUCUAGUGAGAGGAAAUUACAGAGGCCUGCUUUCAUUAUUAUGGGCUAGGCAAAGGUCACGGAUAACCCAGCCAGCUUUAUGCCAUUACCCAGCCAUUGUGCAGUGGGAAACACAAUGGCUACU